Bipolaris victoriae FI3 is the source of this 2700-nucleotide messenger RNA. RefSeq names its product glycoside hydrolase family 92 protein. Gene Ontology annotation, molecular function: carbohydrate binding; peptide-N4-(N-acetyl-beta-glucosaminyl)asparagine amidase activity. The record is from RefSeq and is a predicted model, not a curated record. Gene Ontology annotation, biological process: carbohydrate metabolic process; glycoprotein catabolic process; protein quality control for misfolded or incompletely synthesized proteins. Bases 1 to 2700 code for a protein of 899 amino acids. Lineage: Eukaryota; Fungi; Ascomycota; Dothideomycetes; Pleosporales; Pleosporaceae. Gene Ontology annotation, cellular component: nucleus; cytosol. The transcript has 3 exons.
AUGGCUAGUCAGCGGCGGCCUUGCCUAUCGCGCCUCCUCCUCCUCCUGGGAACGAGCAUUGGACACACACGCCUUGUUUCGGCGGCUUCGGGAGAUGAUAGUUCUCAGGAGCCGUUGUGGUCGUUCGUAGACCCUUUGAUCGGUACUGUCGGCCCACGCCCUGGUUCCGCGAUAGCAGGUGGAAACUCGUUUCCGGGUGCGAGUCUACCAUGGGCAAUAGCAAAGCCUGGAAUCGACACGAGCUACAUCGGACUUCCAAAUGGUAGUGCAGUGGACGCCAAUGCUGGAUACACACCUUUGGGCAACGUGACGGCUGUGAGCAUGACCCAUGUCAGCGGAUCUGGAGGAGCACCAACGUACGGGUUGGUAUCGCAGAUGCCUAUCCUUGGCAAUCUAGCCUCCGUGAACCUCGCCGACAAUAUGACCUAUGCUCAAAAUCGUAGUCUUGAUUUCGAAUCAGCAACUGUAGGUCUAUUCACUACGACUCUGCAAAAUGGUGUCAAGAUCGAGAUCACUUCAGGGAACCACACAGGAUUCAUACGAUACACGUUUCCUUGGCUGGAAGCUUCUUCGAACCGUUCAUCCGCCUCGAGUGGUGAUACAAUGAUGGCAGUGGCUAGUGCAACGAACGAAUACGAUGCGCACGUACUUGUAGACCUCACGCACGUACUACCAGCCUACUCUUCGAUGGCCUACUCCCAAAAGUUCUUGCGUGGGGAGCUGCAUGUCCCAUCUUCUUCCGACGCAUUGCCGUCAUACCAUGGGUCUGCAUCCUACACGGGCGGCUGGCCACAGCCUGAUUCUCACAGGAUCCAUUUUUGCGGAAACUUCAGUGUCCCUGCAAACUCCAUGUUAACCCCAACGUCGGACUAUGUACAGGGAGAGCACUCGAGUAUUGCCUCUGGUGCUGGUACAUUCAGUUGGCAAUACAACCCUUUCUCGCCACCGACGAUUCGGCCAGUGCCCAGGGGAUAUCCUGAUGUGCGAUCCUACGCUGGGAGCGGAAUGGGCAUUGGUGCUUUGUUUAGCUGGUCACCAACAGAGACGCAAGUUAACGGUACCCUUACCCUUGAAGCCAAACUGGGCAUCUCGUACAUUAGUGCUAGACAGGCGUGCUCCCACGUGGAAAACGAGCUUCCUGAUGCAAAGUCUUUCGAGGACGUGGUAGAGCAAGCGAGGCAAGAGUGGGAAGCUAAAGUGCUAAGCAAGAUACGAAUCGGAAACGAUGGCGAUGCGACAAGCAACAAUGCGACAUUGAAGCGGAUGCUGUAUUCAGCCAUGUAUCAGACAGGCCUGAUGCCAACCGACAAAACGGGUGAGAACCCUGUGUGGGAGUCAAAUGAGUCAAAACCAUACUACGACGAUCACUACACACUGUGGGAUACGUACCGGACCUUAUUACCCCUGUACCACCUGAUCUUCACAAAACCAUACUCCCGUAUUCUAUCUGGGCUUAUCUCAAUAUUCACCGAAGAGGGCUACCUACCCGCUGGCCGUGCAGCGAACUGGAAUGGCCGGGUUCAAGGUGGCACGCACGCAGACAUCGUCUUAGCAGAUGCUUUCGUAAAAAGCAUUUGCGCAUUGAAUGGCGAGACAGGCCGCGGCGAGCUCGACAGUACAAUUGAUUGGCAGGAAGCUUACAGAGCAGUAAUGAAAGACGCAAGUGUAAUGCCUGAGCGCAACGUCGAUCCGGUGGCAUUCGACGGGGCCACCAAGGAAGGAAGAGGAGCAUUGGAUGACUACCUCUCCCUCAACUUCAUCACGCGUAAUCACACCCGCAGCAUCUCUCGAGGCGUCGAGUACCCGCAGAACGAUUUCGCGAUUUACAGUAUGGCGCAAGGACUUGACAAGCCUCAAGAAACGGUUGAUCGGAUGCGUGAGCGAGCGAGCUGGUGGCAGAACCAAUGGAAUCCAACGGCGACCACCACCCUUGAUGGCAUCGGCACAUUCACAGGCUUUCCAGGCGCAAGGAAUGCGGACGGCACGUGGAACCUCACUGCAUAUGACCCGUUAAGUUGCGGAACUUGUGGAUGGGACGCCGACAUAUACGAGGCCAAGGUUUGGGAGACUGCAUUCAGUGUCGCCCCGCACGACAUGGCCAAAGUCAUCGAUCUCAUGGGCGGCGAUGAGGCUCUCGUUCGUCGGCUGGAUGCUAGUUUUGUCCCUGGUUUCGGCACAUCGGUUGGCGCGAACAACGAUGCUGGCUCCGCCCUCUUCAAUCCCGGCAACGAACCGUCAUUCGCAACGCCGUUCCUCUACAACUAUGUCCCUGGGAUGCAUUGGAAAACAGUCAAUCAGACACGAGCCACGGUUGACGCCUUCUACAGCGACGCGCGCAAUGGGUACCCCGGAAACAUCGACGGCGGCGCGCUACCCAGCUGGUUAAUCUUCAAUCUUGUAGGGAUGUACCCCGUGCCUGGCCAACCGAUCUAUCUCCUCUCUGCCCCUCGCUUCUCAUCACUGAAUAUCUCACUCUUCAGCGGAACGUCAGUAGAGACUUUCUUGACCGUGUUGACUCGCGAUAUGUCGAGCACGAGCUACUACCCGCAAAAGGUCACUUGGAACGGAAAAGGGCUCGACCGAGCUUGGCUGAAGCAUGAAGAAAUUGCUCAGGGAGGCGAGCUUGUAUUCUAUAUGGGUGAUAAGCCUGUGAGAUGGGACGUUGGCGAACGUCCUUGGUCUCUGUCGGCAUGGCCAUAA